This is a messenger RNA of Parathielavia appendiculata, 1567 nucleotides long. RefSeq names its product NAD(P)-binding protein. The transcript has 4 exons. Bases 265 to 1245 code for a protein of 326 amino acids. Gene Ontology annotation, cellular component: nucleus. The record is from RefSeq and is a predicted model, not a curated record. Lineage: Eukaryota; Fungi; Ascomycota; Sordariomycetes; Sordariales; Chaetomiaceae.
CAUGAAAUCAUGACUGCCCCUCGACUCCUCGAGCCCCUCUCCGCACGACCCUGUUCACACUAAUGCGAGCCUCGCGCUAAUGCUGAUGAAAUACACGAAAUGACCUGAGCGAGGCGGUUCCGGUCGUGAACCCCACGGUCGGGACCUUCAUAUCGGGGACUGUCUGGCUUCCCCUUUCACCUUGGUCUGCCUCUUUCUCUGGUUUUGACCAAGAGUUCAGGCAUCUGCUCACUCACCCACGCACACCCAGACAUGGGAUCCAUAAUGCCCAACGUCAAGAUCAUUGCCAUUACUGGCGCCACCGGCGCGCAGGGUGGCGGUGUUGUUAAUGUCAUGAAGAAGACGCCGGGCUGGAGAGUCCGCGCCAUCACACGCAACCCAGACGGCGACGCCGCAAAGAAGCUGACUGCCGAUGGCUCGGUGGAAGUUGUCCGCGCCGACUUCGAUGAUGAAGCGUCCCUCGUCGAAGCAUUCGAGGGCGUCGCAGCCAUCUUCGCCGUAACCAACUGGUGGGAAGCCCUCUUCUCGGGUAAAUCCCAAUGGGAAGCCGGCGAGAUCGAGGAACGGCACGGCAUGAACCUGGCGCGGGCGGCCGCGAAAACGCCCUCGCUCGAGCACUACCUGUGGUCGACGACGCCGAGCGCCAAGCGCAUGUUCCCCGACGGCCGGCUCGAGACGCCGCACAUGGACUACAAGGCUAACGUCGACGCGCGCAUCAAGGCCGAGUUGCCCGACCUGGCGGCCAAGACGACCUACCUCUACUUUGGCUACUACCCGCAGAACAUGGCUUACUUCCCACUGAUCAAACCCAUUGAAUACCCCGGAACAGGCCAAUACAUCCAAGUCCUCGCCACCGACCCGCACGCCAAGGUCCUCCUCUCAGGCGACAUGACGAUCAACCCGGGCAUCUGGGUGCGUCAGGCCCUCGCCGCCGGUCCCGCCGCGUUCGGCAAGUACGCAAACGUGGCGCUUGAGAAGUGGUCCUUCCAGCAGAUGAUGGACAAGUGGUCCGAGAUCACGGGUAAGCGUGGGACGGUGAUUCAGGUGUCAGAGGACGUCUGGGCCAAGCUCUGGGGUCCCGCCGGCCGGGAGCUGGCAUGGCAGUUCCAGUUUGGCGAGCUCUGCGAUCCGUGGGCCAUCCGGGACGACUUUAUCUCUCCUGAGGAGCUCGGCAUCGAUCCGAGUGAGGUGGUCGGGUUCGAGGGUACCAUCAGGGGGUUGACCAGCGCCGGCAUGUUCGAUUAGUGGGGCUGAGAAGGCGAUAAGAAGCGUCCCCGCGUCCUUGUUCAACGGUGGGCAUUUUCUCAACAAGAGCCCGCCAGUCAGGGAAAAUGGCGAUAUGUCGCAUCAGCCACCGAGAACACCAAGGAGUAUGGCGUCAAGGAGAAAGGCAAGUCAGCCGGCGAACCUUAGCUUAGGAUUGAGAGGGACUGGUGACGAGAGCUCGGUAAGAGAUGCAAUAGGCUUGAGAAGGAGCGCCAGGACUGUCGCGAGAAAUUCGUGGACUGCCUAGAUAAACUUGGGGAGAAGUAUAAUAUUCGCUGAUUUUUCCGGAGAAAUCAUUCGG